This is a messenger RNA of Kluyveromyces marxianus DMKU3-1042, 1374 nucleotides long. RefSeq names its product glycosyltransferase family 15 protein (gene MNT2). Gene Ontology annotation, biological process: cell wall mannoprotein biosynthetic process; protein N-linked glycosylation; protein O-linked glycosylation. The transcript has a single exon. Gene Ontology annotation, molecular function: alpha-1,2-mannosyltransferase activity. Lineage: Eukaryota; Fungi; Ascomycota; Saccharomycetes; Saccharomycetales; Saccharomycetaceae. The record is from RefSeq and is a predicted model, not a curated record. The coding region runs from base 1 to 1374 and encodes 457 amino acids. Gene Ontology annotation, cellular component: Golgi apparatus; membrane.
AUGAGUGUGUUGAAUGGGGAUAUCCUAAGGAGAAGAUGGAUCAUUAAUGGUUUGCUCGUUGUGGCUGUUUGGUUUAUAAUAAGAAACAGCUUGCAAUAUGGCACUAACGUCGAUACAAAUGUUCCUACUUCAGAACUUCUUUCGGAUUCUGCCGCAAAACCUACUCCAGUACCAGGUUUCGAUUCUACGGUUCAACCUAAACCUGAGGAUCCCAAGCAAGAAGAGCCAAAGAAAGAAGAGUAUGGGCAAAAGGAGGAUACCCAUGACACAUUUUCAUGGCCAGGUGUUUCAAAGCCUCCAGCUCUAAACUUAGACAGGCCAAACGAUAAGCCAAAAAAUAAAAAUGUAUACCCUUUCAAUAUAACCGGUGCUGGUGCUGCGUUUGAAACUGUGGUUCAGGGAAAGAAAGAUAAACCUAAAGCUUGUUUCGUAUCCUUGGUUAGAAACAGUGAAAUAUGGGAGUUAACAAAAUCAAUUGCUUCUGUUCAAGACAAAUUCAAUGGUAAGUUUGACUAUCCAUGGGUGUUCUUGAAUGAUGAACCUUUCACGGAAGAAUUCAAAAAGCAUAUCUUGGCAGUCGUACCUAACUCCAAGUUCGGUCUUAUUCCAAAGGAGCAUUGGUCGUAUCCAGAUUACAUCUCUCAAGAACGUGCUGCGAAAGCGAGAGUAGACAUGAAAGAUAUUAUAUACGGUGAUUCUGAAAGUUAUCGUCAUAUGUGCCGCUUCCAAUCUGGUUUCUUUUUCCAACAUCCUCUAUUGGCUGAAUACGAUUGGUACUGGCGUGUGGAACCUAGUACCGAGCUUUAUUGUACCAUAGACUACGAUGUCUUCCAGUUUAUGCAAGACAACGAUAUCACCCUAGGUUUUACCAUAACCAUUCAUGAAUACCGGGCGACAAUUGAAACCUUGUGGGAAACCACUAAAAAAUUCCUGGAAGAAAAUCCAGGCUACGUUCAUAAAGAUAAUCUUCUUGGUUUUAUCUCUGAUGAUGGUGGUAAUGAAUAUAACUUGUGUCAUUUCUGGUCUAACUUUGAGGUCGCAAACCUAAACUUUUACAGAUCUAAAGCAUACCUCGAUUACUUCAAUUACCUAGAUAAAUCUGGUGGUUUCUUUUAUGAGCGUUGGGGUGAUGCGCCUAUCCAUUCCAUCGCUGCUUCUAUCAUGCUUUCUCGUGAUAGAAUUCACUACUUCAAUGAUAUUGGCUACCAUCAUCCACCUUACAGUAACUGCCCAUUCGUUGACGAUAUUCGGAGUAAGGGUAAAUGCACCUGUGAUCCUGAGAUAGAUUUCACCUUUAGGGGUUACGCUUGCGGUAAGGAAUACUUUAAUUCUCAGGGCUUUAGAAGACCAGAAAACUGGGAGAAGUAUACCUAA